Dermochelys coriacea (leatherback sea turtle) is the source of this 1976-nucleotide messenger RNA. It is a transcript of the gene KMO, whose product is annotated as kynurenine 3-monooxygenase. Lineage: Eukaryota; Metazoa; Chordata; Testudines; Dermochelyidae. Gene Ontology annotation, biological process: L-tryptophan catabolic process; NAD+ metabolic process; quinolinate biosynthetic process. Gene Ontology annotation, molecular function: kynurenine 3-monooxygenase activity; NAD(P)H oxidase H2O2-forming activity; FAD binding. The transcript has 15 exons. Gene Ontology annotation, cellular component: mitochondrial outer membrane. The record is from RefSeq and is a predicted model, not a curated record. Bases 154 to 1584 code for a protein of 476 amino acids.
GAAGGUGAAUCAGAGCAUGACUAGACUGCCUACUUCCCCUCCCCCUUUGCUCUCUGGCAAAUGCAGCACAUUUGUGUAACAACCUGAGCAGCGUCACCAGUCUCUCAGGGGACAGAACCACAAAAACCAUGCAGCAGUGAGAUUGUUGCAGUCAUGAACUCCUCUGACACUCAGAAGGGGAAAGUAGCCAUUGUUGGAGGUGGUCUGGUGGGUGCUUUAAAUGUCUGUUUCUUUGCAAGAAGAGGGUUCCAAGUUGAUAUGUAUGAAGCCAGAGAAGAUAUCCGCAUCGCCAGAGCUGCUCGGGGCAGGAGCAUUAACUUGGCGCUGUCUCACAGAGGACGCCAGGCCCUCAAGGCCGUUGGGAUGGAAGAGCAGAUUGUGGCCAAAGGCAUCCCCAUGCGGGCCAGGAGGAUACACACACCCACAGGAAAAAGAUAUUCCAUCCCCUAUGGAACAAAGAGCCAGUACAUUCUCUCUGUGGACAGAGCAAAUUUAAACAAAGAGCUGCUAACAGCUGCUGAGAAGUACCCCAACGCUAAGUUGUACUUUGGACACAAGCUGCUCCACUGCCACAUUGAAUCAGGGCUAUUAACCUUACAAGGCCCUGACCAGACACCCAUGGAAGUCACUUAUGACCUCAUUGUGGGAUGCGAUGGAGCCUUUUCUACAGUCAGAAAGCAGUUCAUGCGGCAAACAUGCUUUAACUACAGCCAUGUGUACAUUCCUCAUGGGUACAUGGAGUUGACCAUCCCACCCAAGGAUGGGGAUUUUGCCAUGGAAGAGAAUUACCUUCACAUCUGGCCCAGGAACACCUUCAUGAUGAUUGCAUUGCCUAACCUGGAUAAGUCGUUCACCUGCACGCUCUUCAUGCCCUUCGAGGAUUUUGAACGGCUCACGACAGGCGAUCAAGUGCUGGAUUUCUUCCAAACCUACUUCCCGGAUUCAAUUCCCCUCAUAGGAGCGCAAGAGCUACAGCGCGAUUACUUUUUGCUGCCACCCCAGGCCAUGAUCUCUGUGAAGUGUUCUUCAUACCACAUCACCUCCCGGUGUGUGCUGAUGGGAGAUGCCGCCCACGCCGUGGUACCGUUCUAUGGACAAGGCAUGAACGCUGGAUUUGAAGACUGCUUGGUCUUCGAUGAGUUAAUGGACCAGUUCCACAAUGAUCUCAGUGCCUGCCUGCCCGAGUUCUCCCGGCUGCGAGUGCCUGACGACCAUGCCAUUUCCGAUCUAGCCAUGUACAACUACAUAGAGAUGCGCGCACAUGUUAAUUCCAAGUGGUUCAUUUUCCGCAAGUACGUGGACAACUUUCUUCACCGGCUCAUGCCCUCCACCGUUAUCCCGUUAUACACAAUGGUCACGUUCACUAGAAUCCGCUACCAUGAGGCGCUGCAGCGCUGGAAAUGGCAGAACGAGGUGAUUAAUAAAGGACUCUUCAUAAUUGGGGCAGCAGCAGCACUGGGUGGCAGCUACCUGCUCAUAAAGUGGGUACCCCGUAAGUCUGACUCCUGCACAGAAAAGCUGUGGAGCUGGAUACUUCAUCUCAAGAAAACUGGAAGCGUCCCACUGGAAACACAACUGGCAUAAAUGCCCGGGGAGCAGUAGAGGGGACACCUGGCAAAGGCCUGGGCUAUAAACUCGGAGAGACAACUAGUGGGAGGGACACAAAGGGGGCACCAGCUAAAGGGGGGCACGUAACCUCCCCAAAUAACUCCCACAAGUGACUCAUCCCUGCUCCCCAUGUGAUCCCCCUAUGUGACUCGUCCCCGCCUUGCCCCCAGCCCGGGGGCCCUGUGCUCUCCCCAUCUCCUCCCAUCCCAGGUUACUUGGCAGGGAGGGGGGCUCUGCUCCAGUGCCCCGGCAUGUGUGGAGCCACUAACGCACUCUCCCGGGCAGCCUCCGGCCAUGCUGCCUGCCGGGGACACUGCCUGUGGUGCGGCACACAGCGGUUGCUCUCUAUGGGCUGUCCCACACAGGCA